GACGACCACACACCAGAAGCUUGAGUGCUAGCAAACAACCGAGUGAGACAGAAGAGACCAUAGAUGGAAGCGUCAGCAAAAAAAAUACUUGCUUUAAUUGAGACUUUCCUUAUUUGUACCCAUAUUUUGUCAUUCAUCUAGUAACCGUAUGUCUAGCAGCGGUGCGUGUCGAGGGGCCAGCCUCGCUGUGUGAGCAGCGAACCUGAAACCAGGCCAGUGAACGUUGUUAGCCUAACUGCUAAACUUGCUGCUGGGCAGCUGGUUUUUCUCCUAGUUAGCAUCGAUGAGGAAACCCAGCACUGCUUCAGAUGCUGUGAAUAAGCCUGACCCGUCUGUCCGGAGUUAGCUAGUCGGCCGCUUGUCCUAGUACGAAGACAGCAGAAUGACAGAGGAUGCCAUCCUGCUGAAUGUACCUGUCAUUCGGCAGCUGUACCACUGGGACUGUGGGCUAGCCUGCUCCAGGAUGGUCCUGAAGUACCUCCACCCUGUCCACGAUGAGGAGUUUCAGAGGGCAUGCUGGGAGCUGAAGCUGACGGAGAGUGUGUGGACUAUUGACCUGGCAUACCUCAUGUGUCAUCUGGGAAUCAAACACUGCUUCUACACGCAGACUCUGGGCGUCGAUAAGGGUUUUAGGAAUCAGUCUUUUUAUAAGAAGCAUUUUGAGACAGAGGAGGACCGAGUGAAUGAGCUCUUCCUAAAAGCAGAGAGCAAAGGUGUGGCUGUGAGGAAAUGUUCAGUAACUGUUCAGGAAAUCCAAUCUCAUCUGGAGCAGGGCCAUGUUGCCAUAGUGCUGGUCAACGCUGUUGUCUUGACAUGUGAACUGUGCUCCUCGCCUGUCAAAUAUUGUUGCUUCCUGCCGGCGGGUCAGAAGUGUUUCUGCAGGAAGCCAGAGUACCAGGGUCACUUUGUGGUAGUGUGCGGCUUCAACAGGACCACAGGCUGUAUUUUCUACAACAACCCUGCAUAUUCUGACAGGGUGUGCUGCACCAGCAUCAGUAACUUUGAGGAGGCUCGGCGGAGCUAUGGGACAGAUGAAGAUAUCCUGUUCAUCUUUAAGGAGAGUUGAUGGGCAGCGAUGAUGACGGAUUUGGAUUUUUCACUCUUCCUCAUUAUUAUAUCUACAUCAUGCUGCUGCAGGCCUCCAGUACUGGACUCCCAUCAGCUGUCGCAGAUCCCCUGGGCUAUCCCCUCCGGUGCUAAAAAGCCUUGACUGCUCUCAAGAAAAACACUUGCUGCAGAAUCACUCUAUCUAGUUGACCUUGAGUUGUUUUGUUUUUUUAAUUCCUCUUUUGACAUGAGCAAAUAGUUUAAAUUAAUUUUACUGUGUUUGUUGAAUAUUAAUGGCUGCAGUUGCUAACAGAGAGAAUCUAUUGAAAUCUCCAACUGUGGGGAUUUCUAGACCUGUGAAACAACAGUGGAUGAAAUUAGUGAACCAAGACCUAGAAAAGGAAUUACCACAAAUAACGUUCAUAUAAUUCAAGGCUGAUGAUGAAAUCAUAUUUUGUUCUGUUUAGUGUUGAAGUCUGAACAGGCCGCCCUCUCACCUUUACCUGCCUUUUUAGGAAUCCUACUACCGCUCCUCUUGGUCACAAUUUAUUUAAACAAUUCUAUCAACAGGGAAUAGAGGAGCCGUAGUCGUCAUGUUUUGAGAGUCUCAGGUAAUUAAUGCCCUGAAGUGUGACAUGUGCAUCAAAUGACAAAUCUAUAGUUCAAUGCAAUACUCUACGGAAGUUUGUCUGGAAUUCAAUCUACCUGCAGAGGAACAUGGAUAGUUGAUGGACACAAUGAAACCUGAACUUAGCAGUUUCCUCCACUUCUCUGGUGAAAAAACAAAACAAAAAAAAACAGCUCUGCAUCUUUGUGUCCAUGGUAACACGCUGGUUAGAUGGGUGCAUUGUUUGGUUGAUUUGACCAUGUGGAAGAACAAAGGUGUAACUUGAUCAUGUUUUCUGCUGAAAGCAGUGAAACCUAGGUAAUUUCUACGCUCUCACCAAGUUGUUUUAUUUUUUAAUUUUGGUAUUAUGUAUGGAUUUUUGCACUACACUUUUCAUACCAGACAUAAUUGUUAUUUAAAGAUUUUACCACGAAA
This is a messenger RNA of Scophthalmus maximus (turbot), 2089 nucleotides long. It is a transcript of the gene gucd1, whose product is annotated as guanylyl cyclase domain containing 1. Lineage: Eukaryota; Metazoa; Chordata; Actinopteri; Pleuronectiformes; Scophthalmidae. The coding region runs from base 383 to 1066 and encodes 227 amino acids. The record is from RefSeq and is a predicted model, not a curated record. The transcript has 6 exons.